CGGAUGUUUUGAUGUUUACGUCAACGAAGACGGCCAUUUUGAUGGCCAGACUUUGCAAGUGACUGAGGUUUUUUUUGGCUAAACAAACUUAUAGGCCUCUUAUAUGCUGUAAAAUUAGAUAAAAUGGCUUCUCAGAGAGGUGGAGGCUUAGUCCAACGACGGGGUAAUAAUGUAAGAACAGACGAAGCAAAUUCAAGUGAACAGCAAGAAGAUCUUUCGGGAUAUCCUGAUGAAGAAGAGGAACACGACUCAAAAGAAACUCGUUUAACUUUAAUGGAAGAAAUCUUACUGUUGGGAUUAAAAGAUAGAGAGGGUUACACUUCAUUCUGGAAUGACUGCAUAUCAUCCGGUCUGAGAGGCUGUAUAUUAAUAGAACUUGGGUUACGAGGACGGGUAGAACUAGAGAAAGCAGGAAUGCGUAGAAGAAGUUUACUAAAUCGUAAAAUCCUUCUAAAGAAUCCAGCUCCUACAGGUGAUGUUUUACUGGAUGAAGCAUUAAAACACAUUAAAGAGACAGAACCAGCUGAAACAGUUCAAAGUUGGAUAGAAUAUUUAAGUGGUGAAACAUGGAAUCCAUUAAAACUGCGAUAUCAGUUGAGGAAUGUAAGAGAGAGACUAGCCAAGAAUUUGGUAGAAAAAGGAGUAUGUACAACAGAAAAACAGAAUUUCCUUCUGUUUGAUAUGACCACUCAUCCAUUAACUGACUCAAAUAUCAAACAGAAAUUAAUCAAGAAAGUACAGGAAUCUGUAUUAAGUCGAUGGACAAACAAUGCACACAGAAUGGAGAAACGCAUGUUGGCAUUAAUAUACCUUGCACAUUCUUCUGAUGUCCUAGAAAACGCUUUUGCUCCACUUUCUGAUGACGACUAUGAAAUUGCAAUGAAACGAGUCCGUGAAUUACUUGACCUUGAAUUUGACCAGGAAUCUAUGAAAGAAGGGACCAAUGAUGUACUGUGGGCUGUUGUAGCUGCAUUUAGCAAGUGAUCUUCAUUGUGACAUUAUCUGUGGGUCUAUACAUGCUGUUUUAUCUAUGUUUUAUUUCUAGAUGAUAUCUCGUCAACAUUUUAUCCCUUAACAUUUUUCAUGGAUAGAGCAACCAUAACAUAUAGGUCAUACUUCUUAUAACAUAGCUCUUACAAGGAAACAGGAUAUUUAUACAGAAAUUCUGAGCUAUUAAUGAUCUAUUGCUUAAAUCUUACAAUUGGGUUUUUAAUCAUUUACUUUGUUAUGUGAUAUUAGAAUAAAUUAAAAGUGUAUGUAUAGAAAAAAUAAACUUAAUUUAUUGUACAAAAUGUCUAAAACCUUCCAAUACCUGGCACAGAUAAAAUCUAACUUAAUUACACCAAAGUCAAAUAAUCAUUAAUUUGUUAUAACUUUGUUUUGGCAAAUGAUUUUAAAUCUUACAUUUUCCUAACUCAUAAAUCAUGCAGUGACCUUCGAUUUUGUGAAAAUUUUGUGUUUUUAGAGAAACCGGUUUACAAAGUACAAAUAAAACAGUGUAAUGGAUAGAUAAAUGUUUCUCUAAAUUAAAUUCUAAAUUUCUUGGUUACAAUAAUAUUUAUAUGAUGGUAGGUGUAGUAAGAAACAGAAACAAACAUUUUGACUUCUGUGAAAUACUUUUAUAGGACAAUUUUUAUUUGUUUAUGAAAAAGUUCUGCUUUGUGGUAUAAAUUUGUUUUCAAGACUUACAAAAAUGUAAGUGAACAAAUGCAUGAAACAUUUGCUAUUUGAUUAGUUAAGUCUGGUGAUUUAGUCGACUUGUUUUCAGACAAAACUGAUACUCAAGUAAUAAUAAAACUUCAUUGAUAUACUUUUUUCACUCCCUGUAAUGUACAUGUAUAUACAUUAUUUAUGACAUGAAAUGAUUUUCACCAAACUAUUUGUAAGCAAUUUGAUUAUAUUCAGAAUUAUUGUGUUAACAUUUCUGCUGAAUUUGUCUUAUAUAGAAAGAAAGUGGUUUAAAUGUUCUGUGAAAUAAUUGUCAAUAGUGAAAAAGAUGGCCUUUGAUUACAUUUUCUUACUACAUGAAAUUGAAUGUUUUCAAAGUACACAAUAACCUAAAGGCAUAUCUAUGGGAAAUUGUAUUAAAUAACAGGAAGUGAUAUUGAGGUAAAGUACAUGUAACAUAUACAUGUGCUGUGUAAUUACUCUAAACAAGUAUGUCACUUGUAUUUAUUCCACCUUACAUGUAUGUAGUGUGGAUAGGCAAUAACGGUUUUUUGAAUGUUUUAACAGAUAAUGGCUGUAUUAUUUCAUGUAUGUACAAUGAUGGAGUUGUAUAUUUUCUUACCUUUGUAAACAUUUUCAACUAAGUUAGCUGUUUUCUACAUGGAUUGCUAGUUGAAAUCAAUUGUAAAGUUGUAUUUCCUUAAAAAAAUGUUUUUAAUAGAAUUCACUGAAGUUUGUAUAUGUGUACAUAUAUGCUGCUUUAUAUCUGAAAUUGAUCAUCUACAAAUAUGUAUUGUGCAGAGUAUUAUUAUUUUAACUUUAUGUACAGGACCCAAUGGUUGAGACUGUAAUUGUCCUUUGAUAAUUGAAAUCUAAAUCUUGUUAUAAUUGAAAGAUGUUUGAGAAAUGUCAAUGAGGCUGCAAUACAAGAACAUGUUGUACAACACCAAAUGCUGGCUUUCACUUAUAACUUACUAAUUACUGGUCUCGUUCUUAACUAUGAAAAUAAAACAUCAGAGUCAUUGAAAUUAACAAGGUUCUGAAAAAACCCACAAAGGAUUCCUUCCUUCAGUACAGUAUUUGUUUUAAUAGUAAACCUUAAAGGCAGAGUUUACUUAACACAAUGUUUAAAAGUUAAGAGUUUAUUUUUUGUUGCCUGUUACAUUUUCUGUACUUUAUUGUUAAGUUUUAACGGGUUUGAAAUUUGAAACCUUUCCCAAUCAUUUUGGCCCCCAAAAAUGUAGUUUUGUUUUCUGCCUCUCUACCUACCCUAAACAUUCAUGUCUGCUCUAUCACAUUGUAUGGUCAUUUAUGUUCAGUCCAGAAUAUUUCCCUAUAAAGUAAAUUUAGAAUGUUCAGACAAAAAUAUUUUAUCUACCCAUCUACCCUAUUUUUUCUGCAAGGAGGCAGGAAACAAAUAUAUAUUUUUAGCCUUAUUUGAUGUAAACGGUCAUUUGAAGAGAUGUAAUAUGUUUUGAUAUAUAUUUAGAACCUAUGUUAAGUCUCAAUAGUAGUUACAUGAUAUCUACAGACUUGGUUUGUUUCAUUUCCUAAGUGCUUGUACAUGAAAUAAUUCAAUUUGUUGUUUAUUUAUUGCUAUGCUUGUUGAAAUGAUCAGUGAUAUUUACUGACUUUUUGAAAAUACUAUUUAUUUUAUUACCAAGAAUACAUUAUUUAUAAGCCAUAAUUGAUUUCCAUGAUGUUUUACAAGUUUUCCUUACAAAUAAGCAGUGUGCAGAAAUUUUUGAAUUAAAACACUUGAAAGUGCAAAAAUAUUAUGAUAUAAAACAGAAAGGGUAUAUAUGGGAUAAUUUAUGAUAAUCUAAACAAAUUUUUUUAGGAAGAACAUUUUUUUUCAUAGAUUUCUGCAAGUCUGAUAUAUGUUUAAAUCAUAACUAUUAAUUAAGGUUGUGAGUGUUGUCAAAAUUUUUAGACUUAUUGGAAGCUUGAGUUUAAAAAUUUUGAUUUCCGCAUUGUUUUGCCUGACAACACUGAUCAAAACUGUUGUCAUAUGUUAAAAUUCAAGUACGUAAUCUUGAUCUGUAAAGUUGAAUGUCAGCAAAUUAAUUACGGAGAUCCAGAUGUUGUAACUUGACAUUCUGUUCCACCUCUAAAGGUUUUUAUUUUUACCGUCAAAUAAUCACGUCUCAAACAUUUGUGUAGCAAGUUUUUUUCUUUAAUGAACAGCUAGUAUGUUUGUUAUUCAAAACUGUUGCAGAUUUAUUUUUGUAACCUAACUUGUGUAUCUCAACAUGUUCAUGCUGAUUCUGUGUGUCUGUCUUGGUGUAUGUGUACAGUCAUAUAGAGUAUCAAUCAAACAAAACGUAUAUUUUAUUAUUACAACAAAUUCAAAUUUCAGUGGAAAGUGCAACAUCAAAAUGAUUGGAUAACACAUUGUGUUAAGUGUGUUGGUGUAAGUUAAUAGGUCAGCUGUGAAUGUGAAAUCCAACACAUAUUUAUGUGUUUUUUGUAUUAUUAAAGUCUUAGCUAGGUAUUAGUCAUUUCAUUUAAGAUAAUUUUUUCCUUUAAUUAAACAGUUCAUAAAAUGAUUUGCAAUGUUAAAAUGGGUGAAAUAAAGUAUCUGUUAUUAUUAUACGUUGGUGAUGAAAUCAUUGGGUGAAAGUGUGCAGGGCAUACUAUAACAUUGUGUACAUUGGUUGAUUCAGUUCUUUAUUGUCAUUCUGUCAUCGUCAAAGGAUUUAAUCAUUUAUUUAAGAUAUGGCUUCAUAGAUUAUAAAGAUAUGCCUGUUUCUUGUUUUAGUAGAUUAAAAAUCAAGGCUGGAAGUUCUACAAUUUUGUUUUUUUUAAGAUUUUUGAUUAUAUAGACAGAUUCAGGCAAAGGUCUUAACUUUGACCAUACUAUCCUCAUAUUUGUUAGAAGAUCAGGUAUAGCACCUUAAAUAAAUGAUGGAUGAGGAAAAGGAAACUUGAAAUAUUUUUUUAUUUACAACUGAACAAUUUGUGUGUAUAAAAAGUACAAGUUUGUUAGGACGACCAUGAAAUCAAACUUACUUUUAUUUACCAACCAUUUGAGGAGCUACAUUUUUUUUGUAAGCCAAUCAAAUCAUCGAUCAGGUAAAAAAGAAUGUUUUAACCAUAGGAAAGAAUUCAUGCUCACCUAAUAAAUAAGCAAACUUACUAUCUACACAUUCAAAUGAUUUAGUUGUAAUUAAUCUAAUUUUACCAACAUAGAUAUAUUACCAUGGGAUAUAUAAAUUUAUAUGUAUAUAUUGUAACACUGAGGACAAUUUAAUAUUUGAACAUUGAGGGGUGUCUAUUUAAUUAUGUGUGCAUCUAACUUCGCUGAAAUACAAUCAGUAAAAUGUAAGAUGUAAAUAUGGAAAACUGUAAAUUGCUUGUUGACAAUUUCUUAUAUAUCUGAAUGGUAUUGUCAAAUAAAUUUACAUACAAUUAGAAA
This is a messenger RNA of Mytilus californianus (California mussel), 5086 nucleotides long. RefSeq names its product Golgi phosphoprotein 3-like. The record is from RefSeq and is a predicted model, not a curated record. Bases 124 to 984 code for a protein of 286 amino acids. Gene Ontology annotation, molecular function: phosphatidylinositol-4-phosphate binding. The transcript has 3 exons. Lineage: Eukaryota; Metazoa; Mollusca; Bivalvia; Mytilida; Mytilidae. Gene Ontology annotation, cellular component: trans-Golgi network; Golgi cisterna; cytosol. Gene Ontology annotation, biological process: retrograde vesicle-mediated transport, Golgi to endoplasmic reticulum; Golgi vesicle budding; Golgi to plasma membrane protein transport.